AUGGACGUGUAUUCUACGUUUGCCAUCUGCCGCCUCCCUCUUUUUUUUUUGCCCUCCUCGUCGUCUGUCCUUUCCUCGGCUCGGAAAAUUAACCGAAACCUUCUCUUGGAAGCAAGCAGCGGCGAUGAGGACCAGUCUGCGGGCGUAGCCAGGAAGGGAUCCGGCAGGCGUGUGGACACCAGCCAGAUCGUCGGCGCCCGGCGGCGCGCACGGGGCCCGCACACCUGGUGGAACCGAGAUCGCGCGCGGCGCGGCCACCCGGGGAAGGAGCCCGGGCGCGAGCGAGUUCGCCCGCCCGCUCUGGUUUCCCGAGACUCGGCGGUGGAGAAACCAGAAGUCACUCAGGCCGCGGAAGCGGGGGCUUGGGCCCUAGAGUUUGUAGGGGGCGGGCUGGGCACCGGCGGCGUCUCGCACGGGACAGUUCCCGCCCCGCGUGGGGCGGUGAGGCUGCGGCUGCGUCGCUCGCCCCGCAGUGCCCCGGCGCCCCCUCCCAGACUUCUUUCCACGCCAUCAACAAAUCCUCGGGGCCUGGGGGUGGGGGUGGCUGGAAGAGCGGGUCCCCCCAACUCUUCGGGCCCCCGGGAAUCGUGGCCAGGGUUGCGAGGCUGCGGAGAGGAGGCCCGGCCGCGGGUGCGUGGGCGAGGCUCGUGUCAGGUUCACUCGUGCCCCCCGCCGCAACCGCCUGCCCGCGCAUCCCGCGCCCUGCGCCCUCCCGGCGUGCCAGGAGACCGGUUUCCUCGGAGCUCCUCGCUCCAAGGUGUGGGAACGCCGAGCCGGCGUGGAGCUGCGCUGGCAGAGCCGAGGGAAGGCGCGAGCGGGAGGGGCGGCCGCCUGUGGGAACGCGGGUUCUCCCGGGGAAGCGGAGCGGGACCGCCGCGUUCCCCUCGAUUUGCACCGUCACUCGGGCUGUCGCGGAGAAGAGCGGCGGCGCUGUGCGUGCCGCCGGCUACCUGGGCCCGGGUGCGGAGAGUGCGCGCACGCCUGUGCCGCUAUGAGCGGUGUCCGGAGCCAGUCCCGGGGUCACCUACCUCCAGAAACUCGCAGAAACUGCGAGGGGGCGAGAGGAGGACACACCCCCUUCCUCGGAACGACUUGGAGGACUUUGAGUCUCCCCUCCCCCGCUUUUCCGCCCUGGCUCUUCUUUUGUUGUCAAGUCCUUUUGAUAAAUGGUGGGGCUGGGAGCGCCGGCAGCCCGGAGCCGCGGGGCGGGGGCCGAGCCGGGACACCAGGUUUCCGCCGGCGCGCACCCGGCGCGGAGCGGGGCACGCGCGGGGGUCGCUCGGCUCCGAGGCCUGCCUGGGGCGCGCUCGCUCGCUCCUGCUCGCCAGCCCACGCCCCCCCCCCUUGUCUCCGGCUCCCACUCCGCACGGGUACCGAGAACUUUCAGGGGAAUCGACGGGAUUUCUCUGGCUGUCGUUUGUGUUCCAUUUAUCCGAAUGCUCACAGCUCGCAGGCGUCGGCAGGGGAAACGGCUCCCGGCUCGCGUGUACGCUCACGCCUCGGCCCAGCGCCGGACUCGAGGUGUCGCCUGGUGCCGGGGGCGGCCUCCGCGGGCAGCUGGCUGGGCGGCGCCCCGAGGUCGAGCGGCCUAGCGCCGCCGGGCAGUGCCUGGCAGCUCUCAGCUCUGCGGGGGCCACGGAAUCUAGCCGGGCCGGGUCCGCCCGCGGCGAAAACUGAAAGCGAAUUCUGCCCCAGACGCAGCCUGAGCCUUCCCCGACGCGAGCUGGCACCGGAGACCUGCCGGCGGCUUUGGAAGGGCAGCGCACCGGGACGAGCGCUUGGGCCGGAGCGAAACGCUGGGGACGGCGCCUCCCGCGCGUCCUUCCUCCGCGGCCCCUGAUGGUGAAAGGGGUUCGUCGGCUGCCGGGGACCCCCGGGCUGUGUUCGCAGCAGUAGCACCGGGGACCAGGCGGCCAAAGCAAGCUCUGCCCAGCAGCGACCUCUCGGCGGGGCUGGGUCCAAAAAACCUCGGGACCAGCUCUCCUUCCUUGGAUGCGGAGUGGUCAGGAAGCGGCCUAGGUAGCCCCGCCGGCCUAGUUCUCUACUCUCACCUCCAACCAGCGGGUAAAUAGCCGCCCGCCGCCGGCGCCGCUAACUUUCUGACGCGCCGCCGCGAUCUGCGGGCGAGGCCCGGGCGCAGAGGGGCCCGCAGGCAGCUCCUCGGCGCGCGCGGCCCCAGCCCUGAGAGCGGCUUGUGCGCACGGAGGCCGGAGGUCGAGUGUGGCUCCCGCGCUCCCCCUCGGCCACUCGGAUCCUGGGGACCGAUCCUUCGACGCCUGCGAGCCGCCACUCCCCCCAGGGAGCUGCAGUCCCGGGGGGCUGGAGCGCGCGCAACGCGCGCCCGCGCCCGUCUCUCGGCGGGGCCUGUCGCGGGGCCGGCCGCGGCGGGUGAGUGAUGAGGGCAGAGAAGGGCGCCCAUAAAUCGCGAGUGUCAGGGCGAAAAACUCUCUUUAUUGUCUGCGUGAUGGAUGGGCCCGGGGACGAGACACCAAAUACUUCGUAUCGCCUUUAAAUGGGAACACAUUUUCCGCGGCCAUAAUUCAUGUUUUUUAAAUAGAAAGUUUGAAAUGUUGCCUAUAUUUCACCGGCCCUGACAUAUUUAUGAAUCGCUCCCUGCAUGCAAAUAUCAUUAUUUAAAGCGCCGGGGAGAGCGCGCGGGAGGGGGGAGGCUCGGCCCCCGGGGCGUGGGGGUGGCGAACCAGGGGAGUGGCGGCGUAAGGGGGGCAGCUCCCUGAAGGGCAGACGCCGCGACGCGGGGAAGAGCCCGGUCCGGACGCCGCGCGCCCCGGGGCUUCCUUCCCGCCGCCGGAGCCCGCACAGCCGCCCGGGGAAGUUCGCGCGGCAGGGGGCGGUGGACAGCCCCCCCCCCCCCCAGCCGGGAAACCCGGAGAGAUUUUUGCGUUCCUUUCGGAGGCGGCCCUGGAUCCAAGCUGCAGCCACCUUGUCCAAGAAAGAAGUUAAAAAUAAAUAAAUAAAAAAUUAACAAACGCAAGGAAUAACAACCCAACAUGUUUCGCGUUCUUUGCCAUUGUAUCGAUUUUAUUGAUUUUCAUUCUGCAGACCUGGGGCUAUGCGCGUCCGGGCCGGGCGGCUGUCAGAAUCCGGUCUCCGCGGGGAGUGGGCGGCGGACGACCCUCGGGUGCCUCGGCCCCAGCCGCCCCAACCCCGCGCCCCCCUGUCCCCGGCAGGGCGAAGCCUGCGCCGGGCUCGGGACCACACGACCCGGCCCUCGAGCUCCCCGGAGUCCGCGUCCGCCACCGCUAAGCCCUGUCAACGCAAGCGCUUGGAGAAAAGCCGGGCACGUGCCGUCGGCCACUGCCCGGCUCGUCCGGCCCACACCUGAGCCCUCACGUGCGGGAUUUUACCUGGGCGGUCUCCCGCGGCGCCUGCGGCCGCGCCGAGAACAGAAAUGGAAAGGAGUGAGACGGACAGGGAGCCCCACCCGAGAGGGCCAGAUGCGCGGACCCAGGACCUCGUCUCCGGACUUAGGUUCCGGAGCUCCGGCCGAACCAGCCGGGGAAGCCGCGCUGAGGGGGGAGAGCCCGGCAGGGGAGGGGCAAAGGGAACCGGCCUCCGGGGGGCGGGGCGAGCCGGGCGGCACUUCCGCCGGGGGCGGGGCUUCGGCGUCCGCGCCGGCCCGCCCCCGGCGCCCAGGCCCCGCCCCCUCAGCCCGCCCGCCGGGCCCCGGCCGCCAAGUCCUAGCCCGAGAGAGUCCUAACCCGCUGAACUCGGGUUUAGCGGGAGGGCGGUGGGCAGUUCUCUUCGCCCCGCUUGGGGCGUCUUUUCCAGUCAUGUGAAUAAAAGCGUGCGCGCGCUAGCGAGCGGCUCGAGCUCAAACUCUCACGGAAGCCCUGUUCCAGCCUUGGCCAUUUUAGGAGCCCUGCGGCUUGCCUGGCCCAGGGGUCCUCACGCCUGGGAGAGCCAGGGAAGCAGUCCGCGCCCACCGGGGUCCCCUCGGGAAGCGGCAGCAGGAAAAGCUAACACUUGUCGGUUGUUUGUUUUGUGCCAGGUACUAAGCACUUGGUGCGAGUUAUGUCUUCGCAGCGACUCUCCGAGGCAGAGUGGACAGUGAGAGAGAGAGACAGAGAGAAAGGUCUUCCUUUGCCGUUGGUUCACCCUCCAAUGGCCGCCACGGCCAGUGCACUGCGGCCGACACACCACGCUGAUCCGAUGGCAGGAGCCAAUACUUAUCCUGGUCUCCCAUGGGGUGCAGGGCCCAAGGACUUGGGCCAUCCUCCACUGCACUCCCUGUCCACAGCAGAGAGCUGGCCUGGAAGAGGGGCAACUGGGACAGAAUCCGGUGCCCUGACCGGGGCUAGAACCUGGUGUGCCGGCACCGCAAGGCAGAGGAUUAGCCUAGUAAGCCGCGGCGCUGGCUCACCUUCCUGUUUGUUGGGAAGCAGGACCUGCUUCCGACUCCUGAAGCUGAAGGGGCUACAUCCUUCUCCCCAUCCCUGCCACGGAGGCUGCACCAACAGGACACCCCACCCGGGGCUUGAGCAGGGGUGUGGGGCAGUUUGGAGACCCUUCUUGGCGGACGCAGAGACUGAGAGAGCACAGCAGCAUUAGCGAGCCCCAUGCAAUGCCACUGGCUGUCGAGGGGAAGCAGAGAGGUGCUCAGAGCCGCUGCCAUGCCCGCUGUGGUCAGGGCAGCCCCUGGGGCAGUGGCUUCAGCGGACUGCUGCAGUAGCCCCAGCAGCUGCGUAUGCAUUUGCCAGCUACUGUCAGUUCCUCUCCAUUUCCGGUGUUGGUCUCCAGUCUCCUUAGCGGUUCUGUGAGCUUCCUGAUAACCCUUUGAUCAAUUCCUUUUCCGCUGAAGUUAGCCAGAGCCAGUUUCUGUCAUUCACAACCAACAAUAUCAGCUGAUAAGCCAUAACCUGGCUCUUUGGGUGGCUUCUAAACAGGUCUGAUGGUGUUUACUUUGCAGCUUGCCCAUGAUCCCCUGUGAUGGGUACUAAUGGGGAACCCAUCAACAGACAGCUUUGCUGAAUAUCUCCAACCCAGCUGGGUAAAACGGAACAAUUCAGUGAAGGGAAUUAGUCGUGCAGAAUUGUGUGAGUGAAUCCUACUUGAUGGUUUUACAGAAUGCCUCGUGUGCCCUGGUCACUGCUCUGUGUGGCUUCACAAUGUUGCCUGAUUCACCUCUUCCCAAAAAAAAAAUGAUUAUCCAUUUCUGGUCUGCGAAUGUGCAGACUUUCUCCCCUUUACUUCCAUCCCUCUCCCCCAGCAUGCCUGGAUGGCACUCACAAUGUCUGAUGAAGGUUUCCAAAGCAUUAAAGGACACACUGUCAAGAUCGCCCACCUUAGGUGACAAUCAACUCUCAUUCUUCUCAGCAGAGCUUAAGAGCUUAAGUGUUUGGUACCUUGGGGUGCUAAAAAAAAAAUCUUUGUGCAAUGCAAUCAGUGGCGCAGGAACACCUCCAGGUGGUGGCUUGGAGCAUCUGGGGCUUUGUGUGAGUACAGCAGUGGCAUCAGGGGAGAGUACAAGGUUUUUCUGACUCUGCACCCUGGCUAAGAUGCUUCAUAGCUACUGGCUCCUUUUCUUUCCCUCCAAGCUUUUCCAAAGCAGUUAUCACAUCUUUGUACUUUCAUUCCCUGCAUAGUUUCUCUGUGCAUCAGUGAUAAUAAAUAUUGGGUCUAUGAAUAUGUUUCCACAGAUUUGCCUUUCUUAGCGCUUACCUUUGGUGCUAAACUAACUGUCUCCCAGGGACCCCGUCAGUCACACAGUUCUUCAGGCCACAUUCGCAUACUACUCACCAGGUUGCAUAGGGAGGGCCAGAGGCCUUGCAUUCUCAGUCUUCCCACUUGCUUCUUCAGAAGCAAAAAGGGCCUGUGUGACACCCACCGGCGGUGGCUCAACUCCUUCAGCAGGGAUGAGAAGUGGUGAUGGGGGCCUGACCCCGGGGAAGGGUCUGCAAGGUUCAGGGCUGGAGGGGGUGGAGAACAGGAUUUAGAGCUGGGGUAUGGUUUUAGAGCCCUGGCCUCCUUCCCCUUGAUGGCAAUUAGCCCUCAGGUCCUGUUGACUGACUCUGCCUUGGAAAUGGGAGUUCCUGGGCCCUCAUGGAAUGGCUGAGUGAGCCGCUUCCUGUGGACUCCAAGUGCAAAAGGAGUUGGUAAACAUGCCAGAAUGAGGCCGGCAGUCGUGGGAACCAGUAGUGGAUUAAUGCAGCGGGUCACAGAGAUAAAAGAGGAACAAGGGCUUUCCAGCGAGGGUGGCCUCCCUGGGGGCUUCGGUUCCAGCCGAACACUGCCCCACUCCCCCCAUCUCAAAGCCUCCCAAGGUACCUCCUCUCUGGCCCCGCCUUCCCAAGCACUGCUUUGAUGGGACUCCACAUUGCUGUAGACUUCAUAGGCAACUCUGUCUAAAAGCAUUUCAUGGGAUGGGGCUGGCAUUGUGGCACAGUGGCUUAGGCCACUGCCUGUGUUGCUGGCAUCCCUUAUCACUGCUCUGAUUCUGAUCCAGUUCCCUGCUAAUAUGCCUGGGAAGGCAGUGGAAGAUGGCCCAAGUGCUUGUGGCCCUGCCCAGUAUGUGGGAGACCUAGAUGGAGUUCCAGGUUCCUGGCUUUGACCUUACGGUGGUCGGGCUGUUGUUGCAGCCAUUCGGGGAGUGAACCAGUGGACAGAAAAUUCUCUCUCUGACUCUGUCUCUCUGUCACUCUGUAAGCAUUUCCCAUGCCUUAGCUCCUCUCAUUCAAUCUCCCUGCCCUCAAAGUUUGCUUUCCACUGUUACCCAGGAGCAGCCAUCCAGCCAGCCUGGGACCUCCCUCCGGUGCACCGACACCCCUCCUGGGUCUGACCUCUGCUCAUAGUCCAGGUCAGGGCUCCCCGCCCUGUCUCUGUCAGCAUAAAGCACAUGGUGGGCUCUGGGGGCUGACUUCUUGGAUUCAAAGAACAGGAUUGCCCCGUUCACUCCAUGUGUACCCUGGGGGCAAGGCUCUUAACCUCGCUGGAGUUUCCAUUUCCUCCUCUGCAAAAUGAACGUGGUCAUGGGCCCUACCUCAUGUGAUCAAAGGGUCCGUGAAAUGAAACCACGUGUGUGCCUGGCAUGUAGAAAAUAAUGAAAGCAGUUGUUAUUGUUGUUGUUGUUGUUAUUAUUAUUAUCAUCCCCCUGUGUUCCUUCUUACCUCUGAGUCCCCACAGUGUUUAUGCCACUCAUUUGGCACUUAAUUAACUACUAAUUGAUGAUAUCUUUUAUUAGCUAUUUUAAAUCCUUAUUGUUUAACUGUGUGUGUGUGUGUGUGUGUGUAAGUAACUUUACUUUUUGAACUUGAGUUCCUCCAGGGCUGAAUAUUCUCAACACAGGACCACAGAGGGCUAAGUCAAGAGCAGACACUGAUGAAGGAACACUUACUAAAAUGAGUCAGGAAGCUGAGGUUCCCGGAGAGAAAGUCACCUGCUCACAGUUCCCAAGGUCAGGGCUGCUAACCGCCUCACAGCUGCUCCUUCAGCUUGCAGAUGUCCCUGCCUGCUCCCACAUUCUUUCCAUGUGCUCAUGGGGAGAGGUGUUGGUGGUACAGUGUUAGAUGAAAGAGCAAGGACUUGGCUAUACCCACAGCCAAUGCCCAUCUCCCAGUGGAGCUGGCACUGUGGUACCAUGGGUAAGGCCAUGGCCUGCGACAGCGGCAUCACAUAUGGAUGCUGGUUCGAGUCUCGGCUGCUUUACCUGCAAUCUAGCUCCCUGCUAAUGCGCCUGGGAAACCAGCAGAGGGUGGCCCAACUGCCUGGGCCCCUGCCACCCUCAUAAGAGACACAAAUGAAGCUCCUGGCUCCCGGCUUCACCCUGGUCCUGUGCUGGCUGUUGGGGCCAUCUGGGAGUGAACCAGCGGGUGGAGGAUCCCUCUCUACUUCUCUCCCUCUCUCUGUGACAUUGACUUUGAAAUACAUAAAUAAAUAUAAAAAAAAAAAAAACACCUGUCUCCCAGAAAGCAGACUACAGGGGCCACUAUGGGACUGUGUCCACCCUAAGGGUCAUGGCAUGGCUGCCUGUGACUUUCUUGCUUACUUGUGCUUACUACCGCAAACACUGACCACCUUUGUAAAACGAAGAGAAAGACAACACAGGCUUUGUUUGCUUGCUUGUUUAGCAGAGCCAAGGAUGCAAACUGCAGGCUGCUCAGCUCCUGGGAAGAGACCCCGGUUAGUCACAGGUCUGAGAUGCAGGGGUGGGCUGGGGAGGGAGAGGUGAUGGGUGUGGGGUGGGAAUUUGGGGGUUCUUUCAUCCCCUGCAUCUCAAAGGCUGACAGGCUCUUGAGGGGUGGAAAUGACUGGUAAUUAGCAAAGCUGCUCUGCUGCGCACUCCGAAGACGCACUUCACAGUCUGCGUGACCUCUGCGGCCCGGUGAGCCUUUGUUAUGUAGAUGCUCUUAAUUGGGUGAGUCACUUGCUGCAAACAGCUUCAGGAGAGCGAGCGAGCGAGGGCUGUGCGCUGUGGGUUGUGUCUGGGGAGGCUUCCUGCCAGAGCUCCAGCAGGCAGGUGGGAUGGGGGUGGUAGAGCCUGCAGCAGUGGCUUCCCACACCUGUGGGAGCAAGGAGUGGUUCCUGUGGCGUGCAAGUCAGUACGGGGAGUCGGGGGGGCCAGUUUGGCAUGGUGACGCUGACUUGUGGCCUUUGCUGUCCUCCUUCCUUUCUCCUUGUGUCCUGUUGACCAUCUCUUUGCAGAAGGUGGGGCUGUUUGGGGUACCCGCCUCACUGGGAUGUCAGGAAUGGAUACAAAUGCAAGUGAUGCCACCAAACAGCAGGCACCACUGGAUACAGUUCAUCUCUCUCCCUUUUUAGGUCCUUAGCAUUUUACUUACAAAUAUUUCAAACUUGGAAAAAUUAUAAAGAAUAGCGCAUGAGCAUCCAAUAAACUUCACCUAGACGUACAGCUAUUAACACUGUUAUAUUUGUGUAUACACACACUUUUUUUUUCCUGCACCAUUUUAAAAGUUAUUUUGUUGAUUUUUUUUUAAAAAGAUGUAUUUAGUUAUUUGUUUAAAAGGAAAGAGCGCAUGAAUUUCCAACCACUGGUUCACUCCCUAGAUAGCUGCAACAGCCAAGGCUGAUCUGAGCUGAAGCCAGGAAGCUGGAACUCCAUCCUGGUGUCCCUCAUGUAGGUGAGAGGACCAAGCAUUUGGGCCAACUUCUGCUGCUUUCCCAAGUACAGGAAGAAGGGAGCUGGAUCCUGGCACUCUGAUACUGGGUGGUGGCAUCGCAAGCAGCAGCUUAACCGCUGUGCCACAGUGCAGGCUCCCUUCCUGAACCGUUUGAAAGCUGAAGGCAACCUGAUGGCUACAAAUUUUUUCCACUUGCAUCUUUCCCAAAAAACGUGCUUCUGUUUUGGAACCAUUUGAAUUCAAGUGCACCAUUCAAGCCUGAGCAAAGUGAGAGCAUGAGACCAAGGGAACUGGCAUGGCUUUGGCGUUCUUCCCUCUGCCUGCAAAGCCUUUCAGGUCUUCCUCUGGGUUGCUCCAUCUUAGGAUUCAGACUUCAGCUCAAAUAUUGGUCCCUUGAGAGAGGCCUCCCUAGAACACUCCACAGCUGGCUGAACCUGCGCAGUUCGUGCAUCGCAAAAGCGUUGUGCACUGACUGGUGGUGUGGUGCAGUGAGCUGUGCUGCUGCCUGCAACGCCAGCAUACCCGAGCGCUGGUUCCAGUCCCAGCUGUUUCACUUCUAAUCCAGCUCCAUGCUAAUGUGCCUGGAAGGGCAGCAGAAGAUGGCCCAAGUACUUGGGCCCCUGCCACCCAUGGGAGAGACCCAGCUGGAGCCCUGGGCUCUUGGCUUUGGUCUGGACCUAUCCCCUGCCAUUGUAGCCUUUUGGGGAGUGAACCAGCAGACAGAAGAUAUAUCUCUUUCUAAGUAUCCACUUCAAAUAAAUAAAUCUAUCGUUAAUAAAAAGCAGUCUGCAGAGGGGUGAGUGGGGCCAUGAGCCAGUUCAUGCUGCACUCUUCAGGGAUUUCCAGGAGAAAGGCUCUGAAAAUUCAGCGGAGGUCCAGGACACUGUCAAAGUCAGCAUCCCCCACCCACUCUCACAGUCAGCCUCCGUUUUCAUAGCAUGUCCCGGUGCCAUCUGAAAUGUGUUCUAUAUACUUGAAAUCGUGUUAUUUCUCCACUUACUACCUGUCUCCUGUCACUAUAAUGCGAGCCUCUCAAGAAUAAGGACUCUGUCAUGUUCCUGCUUUGUCCCCAAGCACCUCACACAUAGCAGGUGCUCAAUAAACAUCUACUAAGUA
Messenger RNA from Oryctolagus cuniculus (rabbit), 10211 nucleotides. The record is from RefSeq and is a predicted model, not a curated record. Lineage: Eukaryota; Metazoa; Chordata; Mammalia; Lagomorpha; Leporidae.